This is a messenger RNA of Cyprinodon variegatus (sheepshead minnow), 2140 nucleotides long. RefSeq names its product testis expressed 9 (gene tex9). NCBI's taxonomy places the organism in Eukaryota, Metazoa, Chordata, Actinopteri, Cyprinodontiformes, Cyprinodontidae. The record is from RefSeq and is a predicted model, not a curated record. The transcript is spliced from 10 exons. The coding region runs from base 75 to 1163 and encodes 362 amino acids.
UGUCUUGCAGGGGCUUCCGUACAUUUGAACAGUUGUUGUUGCUCGGCAACCCCAACUGCGUCUUACUAACAACGAUGGCGGAGAAAAAUAGUAAGAAAAAAGUUAUCCCCGUCCUUUCGCAAAGAAAGACAUGUCCAUCCUCUGCCAGCAAAGCUGAGAGCUCCAAGAAGCUAGGAGUUAAACAAAAAGCAAAAUGUGCAUCGAAUUCAACAACAAAACACACAGAUGAUCUUUUUGCCAAGGGAGAGCACAACAAGCUGUUGAAUGCUGAGAUAGAGGCCAAAACAGCAAAAAAGGUAAAAGAAGCAGAGCAACUGAUGAAAGAGAAAAAUGAAGCUCUAUCAUCUCCCCUCUCCAAUGUGCUCUUCUUGGAUAUGGAAUAUGAAGAUGAAUUUAGAACACUGAAGGAUCCUCCUCAGAAAGAUGAUACAGCAGCUUUAGAAGAUGAAGCUGGUUUCUUCUUAGCAAAGACUAUUCAGAGCAUGGAAGAGAAAAUGAAGGACUCUAUUCCAGAAGAUAUUGUGGAUAACGCAGAAAAUGAUGUGGAAUCAGCUGUUUCUGAUGCUCAGACACGAGUGCUGAAGGCAAAACUUCGAAUUAUGCAGGAAGAACUUGACCUGCCUUCUUGUGAUUAUCAUACAAAGGAUGCAGAAAAUUCUAAGCUGACGGCAAAAAUAAAAGAGUUGGAGGAGGAAAGAGCCAGACUGCAGAGGACCGUCAGCAUCCAGCAAACACAGACGGAGAAACAGAAAGCUUUAGCCGAAGAGUUGGCUAAAAAAUGUGAUGAUCUCCAGCUGCAAGUGGCUGCUUUAAGCAAGGAAGUAGAAACUCUGAAUAGGUCCCAAAAGCAAGCAGCAGCUGUCCACGGGACGGUGGAGGUCCGCCUUAACAGAGCUUUGGAGGAGGUGGAGAUGUUAAAGUCCGAGCUGAGUAAGGCCAAGCAAAUCAACAAGGACAAGAUAAGUGAAGAACAAAGUAAAGAAAAUCUGCUUGCUGAAAACCAAAUUCUUAAGAAGCAGAAAGCUGAACUUGUUGUUGGGUUCAAGAAACAACUGAAGUUGAUUGACAUCCUUAAAAGACAAAAGAUGCACUUAGAAGCUGCGCAGAUGCUGUCCUUCACAGAAGAGGAGUUCAUGAAAGCUUCGGACUCGGGGAAGCCAUGAAUGUGGUUCAUCAGUUUGUUUUUUUUUAACAGUAAUUGUUCAUAGUGUACAACUUUUUCGUUUUAUUUAAAUAUUUCUGUUUUCACAGUGUAACACAUCAGUUUACAAGAGCUCAGUUCCUUUAUAAUUUAACUGGAUUCCCUCCCACUGAAUGUUUUUUGAACUGAGCAUAAGCAUAAACAGAAAAAUAACUUCAAUAUAUAAAAACAUUUCAAAAAUAAAGGUGUUUCUUCUCUAAACCUGUCACACAUUCACUGCAGCAACGCUGACAUCUAGUGGUCAAUGAAAGGAAAAACGUUUUCUGAAAUCUUGCUCGAUGUUCCAGGUCUUCACUAUAGAGAGAACCUUCUGAAAAGAUGCUGAUAUUAUUCCUGAAAACAUUAACAGGUGUAAAUGACAUAACAUUAAAUCUCCAGGAGCUUUAAUGUAAGAACCUUCUUCCUCCAUGACCACCUCUGUGCUUUCCUCUACUUUCCCACUAAUUCCUUCUUGAAUUUCUGAUCUCUUCAUGAUGAUAAAAAGCAACAUCUUAAUAUAGGGGAUCACUUAAAAUGAAACUAAAACAGAUGGCAUGUAAAACAUUACUGACCAAUUAGUAGGAAUAGAUGUGCUGUAGGAUCACAAUUAUUUACAGAGGGAUUGAUUCAGUGACUUUAGAGCCUCAUCUGGUUUCUAUUGUCCUAUGUCAGAUUUUCCACGUUUAAUUUCCUUAAUGCCCUAUUUUUAGGAACCCAUCUGCUUUAUCUGUAAACAUAUAAUUUAUCCUUAAGUCCUGUUUGUUCUUAUUGUUUAAAAGUAUUUUUAAGGUCUGCUGCAUCAGAGAGCAAAACUUCAAUAAAUACUCCAAAAGACUUCAGAUCUGUCCAGCCUUCAUUUUCUUCCGGUAAAUGGUAAAAGGUUAAAGAGGUGAAACCUUUUCUCUCAGACACGUGACUCCUCCCGUUCUCUCUGGAUCCCAUGGUUCCCUGCCAGUAAGG